AUGGCCGGGGGCGUUGGGGACCCCUGCCCUAGAAGAAUGCAAGUAGAACCUGGGCAAAAGCUGCUUUCCUCUGCCCCUGCCCUCUCAGAAUAUCCCAACCCAGUGAAGAAAUCUGUGUCUCAAGAUUCUGUCCGCCUACCCAAUCUCCAGCUGCCGAUCAGAAACACCUCUCAUGUCAUAGCAGAUGAAUCAGGCUUUGACAUCAUCCCACAAGACCCUGAAAAAGUUUGCGAGGGCAAAUCCAAGCCCGCCAUCUCGUUGCUUCUCCCGUCCCUAAAACAGGUGCCGGAGCUCAGGCCCCAGCUGACCGAAAUUGUCGAGGCUACGCGGGGUGGGGCUAAGGCUAAGCGUCGGGACGCCGGGCGCACGAAUUGUGCGAGCCUCCGGGCGAGCUGCGCGCUGGACAGCACCUGGCCCCGCGUGCUCCGCUGCCCACUGCGCCGUGCGCACAUUCGGGCACAUAUCAAAGGUUUAGGGCAAAGACAAAAGGAGGAAGUUUUUUUCAGGAAGAUCUUCAUCUUGCAACUGGUAGAGCUCGUGCUAACCUACAAUUUUACUGACUGUGACUUUAAGAAGAUUAAAGAUAUUUACCAGGACGUCAUUCAUCCAGAACUGAAUAUAUAUAUAAAUGGGACGAAGAGUAUCUGGUUUAACAAGUUCGUCUACUGUGAAGACGCGCCGGAUUGCCUCAUUAAAAUCGAGCACUUUACCUUCAAACCCAUCUACGGCUGUGUCUCACUCGCCAAGGAAACCUUCGCCCAGCAAACUAAUGCUACGCUCUCCCUCGAGUGCUCAGGCUACUCCGGAAUUCAGGUAAACCGAUGCAUCCGAAGGUCGCAUUUUAAUAUCUUGGAGCUGACCUUGAAUUCAAGUAGGGCUUCCGUGCAGAGUUGUGAUUUUUAUUCAGGUUCUGUCUUUCGAAGGGCAAGUGAGCGGGUAAAACCUGUAGAUUGUCGGUUAGUCCCACAUUGA
Messenger RNA from Balaenoptera acutorostrata (minke whale), 972 nucleotides. RefSeq names its product thymic stromal lymphopoietin (gene TSLP). The record is from RefSeq and is a predicted model, not a curated record. Bases 1 to 972 code for a protein of 323 amino acids. NCBI's taxonomy places the organism in Eukaryota, Metazoa, Chordata, Mammalia, Artiodactyla, Balaenopteridae. The transcript has 6 exons. Gene Ontology annotation, molecular function: cytokine activity.